Messenger RNA from Spodoptera litura, 998 nucleotides. RefSeq lists its product as uncharacterized. The record is from RefSeq and is a predicted model, not a curated record. Lineage: Eukaryota; Metazoa; Arthropoda; Insecta; Lepidoptera; Noctuidae.
CCGGCCGGGCUAGUCCUCUCGCCCCGCGCGCCCCCCGCUCCCGCCGGGCCGCGCAAUCGCGGCUAACAGUUUUAUUUCCCCGAAUAAACUUUAUCAAACAAAGCGUGCGUGCCCCGCGCCCUGCAUCUGCUCGCCCAGCUGUUCUCACUGCAGCUGACCUUGUUGUCUCGCUCUAACGCGCGCUUCGCCCCACCCCUAGACAAGGACAGCAAGUAUCGGUGUAAUCGCGGGCCCUUCAAUUCCCAGUGCAUAGCCCAUUCGCAGUUUGUGUUUCGAUGCCGUCGGGCAAACUGAUAAUGAUGAACAAACGUAAACGCGACGAAAACCCCGAGCGCCGUCCUAAGCGCAAGGGAAUUCGUAAGCGCUCUCGCAGUGAGCCGCUGAGGGGAGGAUCUUCAGUGAAUGCUGAGAAAAGGGAAGCCUUGCGUCGUCUCUUUGGAAGAAUCUGCUCCGCUGAGAUAGACGAAAAUCUGCAGCGUGCUGACCGCGAGGACAUGCUGGACGACGAAGAUCUCAUUGGCUGGGUGCCACCUGACAUGGAUCCGGAGCAGCUUGGAUUCCUGGUGUGCGCGCAGGAGACGCUUCGCUUCUUGAACGGGCUGGGCAUUUCUUGCCAGCACCCGGUGUUCAACAAUCUCCGCACCCGUCUGCUCCAGGGGAUAGGCGAGAUAGGUGUUGCCUGAGUAUUGCUGGGCCCCGAGCCCACCCGCAAGUAAAUCUCACCACAAUGGAUCUCUUCGUUUCGGACCACUUCGUUUCGGAUCACUUCCUCGUGUGUUUCUUUAACCCUGUGACCCCGUGACGAUUCUUCUUCAGUGUUGUUUCAAUCUUCCUGUUCGGGAUGCGGCAAAAGCCAGUCAAAAUAAAGACUCUAUACAUAUAUUGUGACGUCUAAAAGCAACAGGUGUCCCGCUCGGGAAUUCUAGUCACUAUCUAGUCAAAUUUUAUGUUAAGAAAUGUAUUCUAUUGAUGUCUAACGAUUGAAUUAAAUCGUCGUA